CUUUCUCCUUUUCUUUUAGGGCCAGGUAGCAGGCGUUGGAGAGCGCGAAGACGCUGUCUGACUCUUACUGACGAAAACCCACCAUGUUCCUUCAUUAGCCCUUUAUGUACGUACCCAGGGCCGCAGUAACUCCUUCGAACAUUUCCACAGCCCAUUACAAGUAACCUUAAGUAAGUGACAAAAUGUUUAUGAAAACUAUAGCCGGCAUCACACUAUUGAAACUUGUCGACACACAGAAUUAAGGAGCAAGCGGAACGCAGCAGUGACGUGCGACUUGACACUUGGCAGGCUGACAUAAAAUCUCCAUCCCAUCUGUCACCAAACAUUGUCUUGUCAACGAAGCUAUAAUAAUUUUCCAUAAUUUUCCUACCCAUAAAUAUCGGAAAAUAGAAGUUUAACAAAAUACAAACGACUUGAGAAAUACAGUGAGAGGCUCUUAACUGAUAUAGUGAACACCAAAAAUUUACCAAAAUGCCAUGUAUUCGAAAGGACAUAUUUUGGAUCGGUAUAAUAUGUUUAAUUAGUUUUUGUUAUGGAGAACAUUUGAAGUCGUCAUCUUCAUCGAGCGAACAGAGAAACCAGAAGUCGGUAUUUUCUGAGCCACAUAUUAACUGGAAAGAUAAAGGAAAUGACAAUUAUAAAAUUGAUCAUGAAAGUGAAAUUUUAUCAAGGUCAAAGCGUGCCAGUAUACAGAACCAAAGUAUGCAAAGUUCCAGUGAAUCAACUGUAAACAAUCAAAUUGUGAAUUCAACACCGAGCUCUUCUACUGAAAGUAAUAAUAUGGCUGCAGAAAAGAAUGAAUCUAUAUUGUCAGUAGUACUUGUAAAUAUUUCUGCAUCUGCAACUCCUAAUGCCUCUGUGGUCAGCCCAUCAGAUGCAGCACCUUUACCUGAGAAAAGCUCUGCAGAAGAUGAACACAACAGUUCUAUGGCCAUAUUUUUUGUGUUGUGCGUGCUAGCACUUGGUAUUCUACUAAUUCAUCUUAUGCUUCAAACUGGAUUCUCAUAUUUGCCUGAAAGUGUGGUAAUAGUGUUCCUUGGUGCUUUGAUUGGUAUGAUUAUAAACUUGAUGUCCAUUAAGAACAUUGCAAAUUGGAGGAAGGAGGAAGCAUUUUCUCCAACUGCCUUUUUUUUAGUACUCCUACCUCCUAUAAUUUUUGAAUCAGGUUACAAUUUGCACAAAGGAAACUUUUUCCAAAACAUUGGAUCAAUUCUACUUUUUGCAAUAGUUGGGACUGCUAUAUCAGCAUUUGUGAUUGGUGCAGGCAUAUAUUUGCUGGGGCUGGCCCAGGUAGUGUACAAACUGAGUUUUGUGGAGUCUUUUGCCUUUGGCUCCCUGAUAUCAGCAGUAGACCCAGUUGCUACAGUAGCAAUCUUCCACGCACUUGACGUAGACCCAGUGCUCAACAUGUGUUUUGGAGAGAGCAUUCUGAAUGAUGCUAUUGCUAUUGUUUUGACAACAGCUGUUUUGGAUUCUAAUGAUCCUCUAAUGUCUACUGGUGAAGCCAUCCUUUCUGCAAUAAAUAGAUUUUGGUUAAUGUUUUUUGCCUCAGCGGGAAUAGGAGUCUUGUUUGCACUUGUUAGUGCUCUACUUUUGAAACAUGUUGAUCUACAAAAUCCAUCUCUUGAAUUUGGUAUGAUGUUAGUUUUACUUAUGCUCCUGCACGUAUUGGCUGAGGGUAUUCAUCUAUCAGGAAUUAUGGCAAUAUUAUUUUGUGGAGUAGUAAUGUCUCAUUACACACAUUUCAAUUUAUCUACAGUGACACAGGUUACUAUGCAGCAGACUAUGAGGACUUUAGCUUUUAUUGCUGAAACCUGUGUAUUUGCAUACUUAGGAUUGGCCAUAUUCAGCUUCAGACAUCGUGUGGAACCAGCACUUGUAGUUUGGAGCAUAGUCAUGUGUUUAGUUGGCAGAGCUGCAAAUAUUUUCCCACUUGCUUUACUCUGCAAUAAAUUCGAACACAAGAUAACUAAGAAAAUGAUGUUUAUAAUGUGGUUCAGUGGACUACGAGGAGCAAUUUCCUAUGCACUAUCACUACAUUUGGGUUUCUCUGACGAAACACGUCAUGUGAUCAUAACCACUACUCUUAUAAUAGUAUUAUUUACAACUUUAUUCUUUGGUGGAUCAACAAUGCCUUUACUCAAGUUUUGAGAGUAAGCUAACAAAACAAAGCGUUCAAGAUCCUUACGUAAGCAGAAAGAAGUAAGUUUGUCAAAAACACGAGAAUGGGGCCAGGCCAUAGACUCGGAACAUUUGUCUGAGAUAACCGAAGAGGAAUUAGAGGUAAAUUAUUCACAUGCAACCCGACUGCGAGGCUUUGUGCGGUUAGACAUGAAGUAUCUCACUCCUUUCUUCACCAGGAGAUUUACUCAUCAGGAGUUAAAGGAUUGUAAAAGCCAAAUGACGGAUCUUACCAACCAGUGGUACCAAGCUAUUAAAAUAUCGAAUGAUCGCGAAACUGACGAAGAGGAGAGUUUACAACAAAGCUCACACUCCAAUUCGCACAGCAGUCUGCAGAGAGGUGUUUAAACCACGCAUAUUUACGUAUGUUUAUAUACUGAGCCUGAAUUAGGUUGUACAACUUUCAGAUGAUUUUAAGACUAUUCCAUAACACGUAAACAUGUGCGGUGUUACAAAAGUCAAGCCGAAAGCCGUACGUAAAUCUAAUACGUAAUGAGCGCAACGAGGAAAAUCACAACCAAAUGUAUAGAGUUGCGUAGAUAUUACAAAUUAUGAUAAAAAGAUUUUUGGCUAUGAUAACUUAUUAUAUUUUUAAAAUACUUUUGUAACACCGUUUAUUUAGCUAUCUUACUGCGUGAAGUGCAAGCUCAGGGUCAGAAAUAGCUGACGGAAUAGUUAAUAAUGUGACCUGAUUUUUGCAUUUUGUGCUAUCUUUUAUUCUAGUUUAGUUCGCGUUUUUCGGUGUAGUCUUGAGCUUGCACUACUUCUACAAAUUAAAGAAAAUGAGAUAAAAAUUUAAUCUAUGUAUGUCUAGUAAAUGAAUGCGGGCACCUUGUUUAUUGUAAUGCUCCUGCUCCACCUGCGUUAGCGUUAACGUUAAUGUCAAUGGCCAACUACACGUUACUUAUUGCAUUAAAAUGCGUGUUGGCUACACUUACGCAAAGAGUUAAUCCCUCAUGAAGUAACGCGUUAACACACAUUAAAGAGUUUAAACUCAGAUACACAAAAUAAUUCUAAAAACUAAAGCUUUCUCAUUUGACCAUUCCAUUAUCGUGCUCGUAAAAUGCAGUUACCGCUUAAACAAAGUAUCUACACUCGUCCUUGCAUGCGUGCAAUGAGAUGGCAUUAAUGUAGCCAACAUCACUUAGCGCUAUAAGCUACGCACUAAAACCCUUUGAUGCGUCCAAAACCGACACCCGAGUUAUCGCUUAGCGUUUAAUGCUAUUUAUAUUGCCAUUAGUAUAAAUUGACAUUAAAACGUUGGCCACAUCUGCGUAAUGCCAAAAUUUAACGCGUUAAGACGCAGGUGGAGCAGUAGCAUAAACGUUAACGCAUUAAAGAGAGUCCUCGCUCCUCGCCCAGACUCCAGUCCGGUGGAAAAUUGUGGAUUUAUUUUAAUUAUUAAGCAAUUAAAUUGCAAAGACGCUGGCGCCGCGUUUGUGGGCUCUGAUUGAACCAGCGAUAGUGAGUGCGGCAAUUAUUUGUCAGUUUGGGAGACGCAACAAAAUAAUCCACGAGCAAUGUUCGCUUGGGACCGCCACCGCGCCUGUGUACAACAUUAAUUCAUUUUCAAUUGCAAGCAAAUAUACCGAUUAUAACGGACCACCGGAUUAUUAAAUGUUCGAAAAAUUUCAGUAUUGUCACCAAUUGAAAUAAUUGUAUCAAAUGCGGUUACGUUAGCUAGCACAGAGUGACUAUUAUUAUCAAGGAUUCCUAUCGAGUAUUAUAAUUUAUUUUAGUCAAGAAAUGUGUGAUAUGAUUGAAUGUUUAGAAAAGGAUUUGACUUUUAGCUAAAUUGUAUGUCUUUGUCUUUGGCGUGGUAUGUAAAUUAAUUACCAACAUGCGCCUGUCACAAGAGUUGCCAUUGAAUGGGUCUCUCAACACAAGUUAUUAUUUACAAUCGCAAAUAAUAUAUGCUUUAUCAGGCCAUUGUAGUAUUUUGGUUGUGUAAUGUAGAUAUACACAUUAAAUGUGAUUUAAUAGUAAUAGGUAUUGUAAAUGGUAUGUACUUAAGCAUUGUUAACUAGCUUUAAUUUUUAUUUUUUCAUCUCAGUGCAUAAAUUACAUUUAGUUGAAAUGAUCACUUUAUCAUGGUUUAAAAUUCAAGAUUGACUUUUGAUAUAGUGUCAUACAUCUUACAAUCAACGUUGAGAUUCAUGUCUUAUAAUAUCUUGUAAAUAGUUUGCGGUACAAUUCUGUGCAUUGCACUUAGAUUUGAUACAUUCGAAGCAGAUUUGUCACUGCAAAGAAUGGGAGUGUACAUCACAUGUUUCUUUCUCAGCUCUUGGGAUGUCUGCCAGUGGAUGAUGCAUAGAGUAGAACCCUAUAUUGAUACUUUUAGUACCAGACACAAUUAUUGUUGUGUUCUGUCUUAUAUUUUGACCACAUCAGCACUAUUGUAAUAACUACGUAAAUGUGGGUUUUAAUAUUAUAGAAAAAGCGAAAGGAUAUAAAACAAUUACAAUUGCUGCAAAUAAAUGCACAUUACAUUAUGUGUAAAUAUUACAGACAAUAGAUCCUUUUACUUUAUCAAUUAUAUUAUUGGAUAUGUAACAUAUAUGUAUUUCGUUAUAACGUCACAUGUGAUUCUGAACUUUACAAUCGGUUUGUGUUGUUGAGAUUUUGUUCUAACAUUACAUUACAAUACUAUGGCAGGGAGAUGACUUUUGAAAAGUCCAGUACUUUGUGAAAACAUAUAGCUAGUCUAAAAAAAGAAAUGUGUAGUUAAUCUUUUAUUUUAAGUAAAUGUUUUGUUAAACAAUAAUCAUAAAAUGAGUACACAGCUUCAUCCCAGAUGGCUGAAAUAUUAUAUUAAUGUUAUAACUAUCUAAAUUUUCAAAAUAUUAGUUGUGAUAUUUACUUAAGCAGCUGUAAUAUGUUUUACUAAUAGCAAUUAUGAUUAUAUACUUAAACCAAUAUAUAAUAUAAAUAUUUAUUAUGUGGA
Messenger RNA from Helicoverpa armigera (cotton bollworm), 5125 nucleotides. Its product is annotated as sodium/hydrogen exchanger 8. Gene Ontology annotation, molecular function: potassium:proton antiporter activity; sodium:proton antiporter activity. The record is from RefSeq and is a predicted model, not a curated record. Lineage: Eukaryota; Metazoa; Arthropoda; Insecta; Lepidoptera; Noctuidae. Gene Ontology annotation, cellular component: membrane. Gene Ontology annotation, biological process: regulation of intracellular pH; potassium ion transmembrane transport; proton transmembrane transport.